This is a messenger RNA of Drosophila willistoni, 712 nucleotides long. RefSeq lists its product as uncharacterized. NCBI's taxonomy places the organism in Eukaryota, Metazoa, Arthropoda, Insecta, Diptera, Drosophilidae. The record is from RefSeq and is a predicted model, not a curated record. Bases 362 to 616 code for a protein of 84 amino acids. The transcript has a single exon.
UAUGAGCAAAGCAGCCGCAAAAAUUUUAAAUACAUAUAAGCAAAUAAACUGUCGUCUCUAAAGAAAGUAUGAACAAAGACGUUUAAAACAACAAACAAAAAAAGCAACACUAAGCAACAGAUCUAUUUUUGUGUAUUUGGUUUUUUUCCUUCCCUUCAACGCAAUUGAAAUGUAAAUAUUUGCUAUAUCAAAAAUAUGUUUUGCAAAAUGUGUCUACUUUGUGCAGAUUUUCCAGUAUUUACCCAAGAGUCUAUUGUACUUUUUGCAAAAUUCAGAGCGACAUCUUAUAUAAAAGGAGGCUGUAAAUUGAUAGAGCAGAUCAUAAUAGAUUUAAGGUUUUGUAUUGUCGUACAAUAGAAAAAUGAAGCAAGUUACUUAUAUCGUCGCCGUUGUCCUUCUGGCCACAGUGCUUCUACUUGAGGACACUUCAGCGCAAACGAAUUCAACAACAACAAGUUCAAACGCCACAACAACAACCACAACGACAACGACCGAAGCAUCAACAACCACUACAACCACCUUGGCCCCUUCAACUUCGCAUAGAAAACGUGUCACAAUCCGGAAUUUGAAAUAUAAAAGCGUCCGCAAGAUUAAGGUUAAUAAGAAAUCUGGUUAAAUGACGAAACUGGAAACACUUCCAUUUCCAAUAGGACAAUUGAAUGUGAAUAAAGAUCAAAAUAUACAGAGAACUACAGGCUACUGCGAUUUGAGU